AUGGCUUCCCACGCAAAGAGGCUCUCUGGGGGCCUCUUUCGCUUCUCAGCUGCAGCAGCAGCAGCAGGAGGCCCCUGGAGGCUGGGGGGAGCUACAGCAGCUGCAGCAGCGCCUGCAGCAGCUGCAGCAGUACCAGCAGCAACAGCAGCAGCAGUAGCAGCAGCGCCGGCAGGCGAAGACUUUCCACGGCCUCCAGCUCGAGCCCAAGCAUCUUUCAGGAGGCUUUCCAUCUGUGCACACCGACUGGGGUCUCUUGCUGCACCGGGGCUGCCAGCGCUAGCCAGCAGCAGCAGAAUGGGCGGCAGCAGCCUCAGCAGCAGCAACAGCAGCAAGUGGCAGCCGCUAGGCCUCCUUUCACGCAAGUGCCGUCGUCCGCCGUCUCUGUGGGAUUCGGAAGAAGUCAAAGAAGAGUUCGCCCGCUCUGUGGGCCGCCGCAGAGCCCCCGCGCGGUCCAGUAGGCAGUCAAGCGCAGCAGCAGCAGCAGCAGACAGCAGCAGCAGCAGCAGCAGCUCGGAAAGCCUCGUAGAGACGGGCUGGAAAGAGUUUUUGGGGCGCUACAAAGCACCCACGGGGACGUUCAACCCGCCGCUGCCGGGGGCAGCUGCAGCAGCCGGUCGGGUGCAGCGAAGAAGAAGAAAAACUGCUGCUGCAGCCCACCUGGAGGAGCCGCAGACGCCGGCGAGUGAAGCUGCUGCUGCUGCCGCUGCUGCUGCUGCUGCUGCUGAUGAGGAGGAGGACAGAGGGGAGGCCUCGCUGGACUUUCCGGAGAAGAAGGACCCCACUGCGGAGCUUUUUGACUAUUCGUGUCUCCGCGGAAAAGGCGAAUACCGCGAGCUGACCCACGAAGAGGCCGCGCGCAUGCACGAGGCUUACCAGCAAAAGCUGCUGCUGGACCGAAGAGUCCGCUGGCUCAAGUCCAGGGCGCUCCCCGACCCCGACAGAGACGCCGCCGCCAUUCUCAAGGCCCACGCGCAAGACCAGACCGAAGACGCCCUCAUCGAGUCACUUGGUCUCGGCGACGGCGUGAGAGCAGCGCGGCACCUCGUGAGGAUGGAAGCCGAUGCGGAAAGACAGGAGCUGGCCUCUCGCAUCCGAGCGAAGAUGCGGGAGGAGAAACUCGCAAAUGCGAGGCUCAUGAAGGCCCCCUUGCCCAAUGUUCAAGGCCAGAUCGUCGACCCUAUCAAGUUCCACGUGGCCCGCAGAACUGUCCGCCAGGCGCGCCUUCUGCAGUCGCAGCUUGAAGAAUUCCUUACGUGGAACUCCGCGGAAUUCCUCCACGGAAUGCUGGGGGGAGCUUCAGUUUCAAUUCACCAUGUGGAACAACAAACCACAAGGUCAACAUGCAAUGUGUUUUUCACCGUGGUGUCUAGACACGACCCCAAGGACGUCGAAGAACGACUGAACCGCGCGUCGCCACACUUACGGAUGCAAAUGGCGAGACGUUUAGAACUUGGCUACACUCCUGCAUUCCGUUUCAUUCAUGCAGAUGAAGAGCUGAACAAGCACAGCCUUUUCAAGCUAGUUUCAAACCCCUCCCCACGUAGUGGCAUUUCAAAACAGCAAAAACAGCAAACCAUUGCCAAGGCGUGGGGAGCAACAAUGAAUCGAACUGGCUAA
Molecule: messenger RNA, 1617 nt
Organism: Eimeria necatrix
Lineage: Eukaryota; Apicomplexa; Conoidasida; Eucoccidiorida; Eimeriidae
Exons: 6
Coding region: 1-1617 (538 amino acids)
Biological process (GO): rRNA processing
Source: RefSeq, a predicted model, not a curated record